CAGGACGAUUCCUGUCAGGAAAGAAGCUGGACCAGUCGUUGUUCUUUUUUUUUUUUUUUUUUUUUUUUUUUUUUUUUUUUUUUUUUUUCAUUUAUUUUGAUUUUGAUUUUUGGGGGUGGCAGCGGUGAAUCUCUGAGCUGCCUGCGGAGAUGAGCUCCGGUGCCUGCCCGUAGUUUCCACUUUGGGAUCGCUGGACAGAGAAGUGGCAUUUCGGUGGGGGGAAGCUGCAGACAUGAUGUUCUACUCUCCCUGGAGCAUGUGUAGAGGAAGAGUUGAAAUGUGACUAGGAGGGCACUUUUUCUUGUCUGUGUGCAGUGACAAACACUUCUUACACAAAGUUCAAAUUUUGGAAAGUUUGAGCCUUAGUCACAAAAAUCUUUUUGCCUUUAUACCAAAUUGCUUGGAAUUAAGCUGUUUGUGCUGUAGGGGGAUUCAAACUUCAUCAAAUGUUGUCCUGCUGGGUAUCAGCAGAGGUGAUCUUUUGAAUGUGAAGAUGUCCAUGAAAGCAGGCACAGAUUUCUCUGUUCUUUCACUGUGUUGGCAGCAAGAGGAAGGAAAGUGCAUUACAAAACAAAUUAGGGCUGACAGAUAAGUUUCCUUUUCCAAGUAAGAGUUGCUUUCUAGGAUGUGACACAAUCCUUGUUCUUUUUUUAAGUGCGAGGAAGACGGAAGGAGAGAAGAAUUGCCGAUGGUCGAUUUAGGUGGAGGAGCUCACUGAACUGCAUUUAUCAAUUCAUUUGAAUGGGGAUGGCUCAGUGAGAUUUCACAGGUAUCUCCACCUGUUUUAGGGAAGUAGCAUUUGCUAUGGUCUAGGAUAAGCACUGCAGUUCAGAAUGCUGCUCCACUGCCGUAAUCGCCGCUAAGGCACCGGCGGCAGAUGUGCUAGCCCGGCAGCAACAGCAAAUAUGAAAGCAGGAAAUGUCUCUCUGCCCAUUGAUUUAGGUUUUAGGUGAUUAUUCAGUGCAGUUUUCUCUUUAAACACUGAGUAGAAGCUGUAUCACUUGCCUGCACAUGUGUUUGUACACACUGAGCCUUCAAAGUAUUCUGGAGAUUGAUUAGUUAUACAAUCAAAAUUUAGAAACUGAAGAUCAAAUCCCAUUUGUCUAUUUUAGUCCAACCCUGCAUCAUAUAUGCAGUAAGGGCUCAUAGACUUUGUUGUAACCCCCUCACACUCCAAUAUGUGUACUGUAAAUCUUAAAAAUGCUUUUAAAAAUCCAGUCUGGGCCUGUUCCUUCUGGGGAAUAUUGGGUCUAUUCAUAAAAUCAAUCUUGGUCUUCUAUAUCAGGAGUUAGACCCAAUGAUCCUUAUGGAUCCCUUCCAACUCAGGAUAUUCUAUGAUUCUAUGAUAUCAUGUUGUGUGGAGUAUAAGACAAGCCAGGAUUCAUUUCCUGGGCAGGAGCAUCGUCAAGUAUUGUCUGUUCACAUAACAGAAAAUGCCUGGAGACCUGCAAUUCAUAAACCAUCUCUUCCACUGGGUCACCUGAACUUAAAUGGGCCAGUCUUACAAAUGAACUGAACCCCCAAAUUUUAUAAUUGAAGGCUUUCAAUAUUCUGCUAAUUCCUUUUCAACUGUCUCUGUGUCUUUGGAUGCUGAAAACCAUUCCAUCCUUACCUCUAACAUAAAGAAGAAUAGAAAGGGAGACUAUGGUUAGCCAAAAAGCUUUUAGAAGUGACUGCCAGAAGUGGUUAGAAAAACUGACAGAGUAUGAGAGACACUGGAAUUUGCUUUCUGCCUGUUGAUACAAAGAGCAUUAGGUGGUUGAACUGUGGGCAGCACAGAUCCUGUCAGUCUGGAACAAACAACUGCUUCUAUUUCUAGAAAAUUACCCUUUGUGCAGCUGGGUUUAAGGUGUGAUCAGCUUUUUUGUCACAAAUUUUUGUUCUAGAAAGCAGAGAACCAUCUCAAGAGCCAACUGUCCAGUGUGCUCCUGCAGACAGAGCUGUGAUCACGGAUUCCUUACGGUGUUUCCUUACGGUGGUGCUAAAACAAAGCAAAGUUCAUGCAGCCUUUAAUUGCUGCUGUGCAUGCUUGACACUUCAGCAGAUCAGACUCUGAGCUGUCAAGUUGAUCAUUCAUAGGCUGCAACACAUUCUAACACAAUUAUGAAAUGCUGGGUUGAAGGGAUUUGCCCAACAUUGCCCAGAGUCUUGGGGCAUCAUUUGGCUACCUUAAUUUGAAACACAUUUAUCCUCAUUCCACAGUCCUCUGCUUAGUCACUACAAACCUCUCAGCUCUGCAACGGUGAGGAUGGCUGGACCAUCGCAGUGGCGCACUGAUUUUUGUGGAUGGUGAUCACAAAAAGGGAAUUGAGAAGAGGCCACCUGAAUUAUUCUGACACAUGACUUCAGUGCAUUCUAUUCUUAGACAGAUGAGGAUCUGAAAUAUGUAGACUGAGAAUAACACAUGCCUAGGUAAAAACAGUAUCCUACAAGAAGCAUUUGAUGGAUUGUUCCUAGAUAUUUCUAAGAAGGCAACUACAAAAAGUUAUUCCAAUCUGACCACCCCACAGACGUCAUUAUUUUAAUGUUGAAUACUCAGACAAAGGUGCCAUGGAUGUAAAAGAAAGGAAACCGUAUCGAUCUCUGACUCGGCGCCGUGACACUGAGCGCCGCUACACCAGCUCUUCAGCCGAGAGUGAGGACAGCAAGGCUCCCCAGAAGUCCUACAGCUCCAGCGAGACCCUAAAGGCUUAUGAUCAAGACUCCAGGCUGACCUACAGCAAUCGGGUCAAAGACAUGGUGCACCAGGAGGCCGAUGAAUUCUGCCGAGCAGGAGCCAACUUCUCUUUGCGAGAACUGGGACUUGAAGAUGUGACACCCACACACGGCACUUUGUACCGCACCGACAUCGGGCUGCCUCACUGCGGCUACUCCAUCAGCGCCGGCUCGGAUGCCGACACGGAAGCAGACGUGGUCAUGUCACCCGAGCACCCAGUCAGGCUCUGGGGACGCAACACCAAGUCCGGACGCAGCUCCUGCUUGUCGAGCCGGGCCAACUCCAACCUCACCCUCACCGACACGGAGCAUGAGAAUACUGAAACCGGUCCCCCCCUGCCCUGUUCGUCCGCCUCCUCCACCCCCCGCUCGCAGUCCCCCUCCCCUCUCCCCUCGCCGCCGGCCAAUGAGGGCCCGGGGCGGUCGCUGGGCGACGGCGCGGCCCGGGCGGCCGCGGGCUCGGACUCUGAGGAAGAGUUUGUCCCUCAGUCAUUCUUAGUUCAAAGUGGCUCUGGAAACCUCUGUGUCGCCGCCAACGAUCAUCCUCCAAAUAUUCAAAAUCACUCAAGACUUCGAACUCCUCCACCUCCAAUAUCACAUGCUCACACCCCAAAUCAGCAUCAUGCAGCCUCCAUCAAUUCCCUGAACAGAGGGAACUUCACUCCACGCAGCAACCCCAGCCCAGCUCCUACGGACCACUCUCUCUCUGGAGAACAACCAGCCACUACUCAAGAGCCAGCCCAUGCUCAGGACAACUGGUUACUCAACAGUAACAUCCCAUUGGAGACAAGGCACUUCCUGUUCAAACCUGGAGGCACUUCUCCCCUUUUUUGUACAACAUCGCCGGGAUAUCCCCUGACGUCCAGCACUGUGUACUCACCUCCCCCUAGGCCCCUUCCCAGAAGUACCUUUUCUAGGCCUGCCUUUAACCUGAAGAAACCCUAUAAGUACUGUAACUGGAAAUGUGCUGCUCUGAGUGCCAUUGUCAUCUCUGUCACGCUGGUGAUCCUGCUGGCCUAUUUCAUAGCCAUGCACCUGUUUGGCCUAAACUGGCACCUGCAGCCGAUGGAAGGGCAGAUGUAUGAGAUCACGGAAGACACAGCCAGCAGUUGGCCAGUGCCAACGGACGUCUCCUUAUAUCCUUCGGGGGGCACAGGGUUAGAGUUACCUGACAGGAAAGGCAAAGGAACCAGUGAAGGAAAGCCCAGUAGUUUCUUUCCAGACGACAGUUUUAUAGACUCCGGAGAAAUUGAUGUAGGCAGACGAGCCACACAGAAGAUCCCUCCUGGUAUCUUUUGGAGAUCUCAGGUGUUCAUCGACCACCCAGUGCAUCUGAAAUUCAAUGUGUCUUUAGGAAAGGCUGCUCUGGUUGGCAUCUAUGGCAGAAAAGGACUCCCACCAUCACACACACAGUUCGACUUUGUUGAGCUCCUUGAUGGAAGACGUCUGCUGACACAGGAGGCGAGAAGCUUGGAAGGACCUCAGCGGCAGCACAGAGCGUUUGUGCCCUUGGCCAGCCACGAGACAGGAUUUAUCCAGUAUUUAGAUUCAGGAAUAUGGCAUUUAGCCUUCUACAAUGACGGCAAGGAAUCGGAAGUGGUUUCUUUUCUUACUACUGCUAUUGAAUCAGUGGAUAACUGUCCCAGUAAUUGCUAUGGGAAUGGAGACUGCGUGUCUGGGACUUGCCAUUGCUUCCUUGGCUUUCUGGGCCCUGACUGUGGCAGAGCGUCCUGCCCAGUGCUGUGCAGUGGAAAUGGGCAGUACAUGAAAGGAAGGUGCUUGUGCCACAGUGGCUGGAAGGGAGCAGAGUGUGAUGUCCCAACCAACCAGUGCAUUGAUGUCUCCUGCAAUAACCAUGGCACGUGCAUCAUGGGCACCUGUAUCUGCAACCCGGGAUACAAAGGCGAGAGCUGUGAAGAAGUGGACUGCAUGGAUCCCACCUGCUCGGGACGAGGCGUGUGCGUCCGAGGAGAAUGUCACUGUUCAGUUGGCUGGGGAGGAACAAACUGUGAGACCCCAAGAGCCACUUGUCUGGAUCAGUGCUCUGGUCAUGGGACCUUCCUCCCAGAUACUGGACUCUGCAGCUGCGAUCCCAACUGGACUGGCCACGACUGCUCAAUCGAGAUUUGUGCAGCGGACUGCGGAGGACAUGGCAUUUGUGUCGGAGGCACCUGCCGCUGCGAGGAGGGCUGGAUGGGCACAGCCUGUGAUCAGCGGGCGUGUCACCCACGCUGCAAUGAGCACGGGACCUGCCGCGAUGGCAAGUGUGAAUGCAGCCCGGGCUGGAACGGAGAGCACUGCACUAUUGAGGGAUGCCCUGGCUUGUGCAAUGGCAAUGGCAGAUGCACUCUGGACAUGAACGGCUGGCACUGCGUCUGCCAGCUGGGCUGGAGAGGAGCAGGCUGUGACACUUCCAUGGAGACAGCAUGUGGCGAUGGGAAAGACAACGAUGGAGAUGGCCUGGUGGAUUGCAUGGAUCCAGACUGCUGCUUGCAGCCACUGUGCCACGUUAAUGCUCUGUGCCUGGGCUCUCCAGACCCCCUGGAUAUCAUCCAGGAGACACAAGCCCCCGUCUCCCAGCAGAGCUUGCAUUCCUUCUAUGAUCGAAUCAAGUUCCUCAUUGGCAAGGACAGCACUCACGUCAUCCCAGGGGACAAUCCUUUUGAAGGCGGACAUGCAUGUGUGAUUCGAGGCCAGGUGAUGACAGCAGAUGGGACCCCUCUAGUUGGAGUAAACAUCAGCUUUGUCAACAAUCCUCUGUUUGGAUACACAAUCAGCAGACAAGAUGGCAGCUUUGAUCUUGUUACCAUUGGUGGAAUCUCCAUUAUCCUGCACUUUGAGCGGGCUCCCUUCAUCACCCAGGAGCACACGCUGUGGUUGCCGUGGGAUCGCUUUUUUGUGAUGGAAACCAUAGUCAUGAGGCACGAAGAGAAUGAGAUCCCAAGCUGUGACCUCAGUAACUUCGCCCGGCCCAACCCUGUGGUCUCUCCAUCUCCGCUCACUGCUUUUGCAACUUCCUGCUCAGAGAAAGGUCCUAUUGUUCCUGAAAUCCAGGCUCUACAAGAGGAGAUUAACGUUUCCGGCAGUAAAAUAAAAGUGAGUUACCUGAGCAGUCGCACAGCUGGCUACAAAUCAGUGCUGAGGAUCAGCAUGACCCACCCCACCAUCCCCUUCAACCUCAUGAAAGUCCACCUCAUGGUGGCUGUGGAGGGACGCCUCUUCAGGAAGUGGUUUGCAGCGGCUCCGGACCUGUCCUACUAUUUCAUCUGGGACAAGACAGAUGUCUACAGCCAGAAGGUGUAUGGGCUCUCAGAAGCCUUUGUUUCAGUAGGUUAUGAGUAUGAAUCCUGUCCAGACUUAAUCCUAUGGGAGAAGAGGACAGCUGUGCUUCAGGGUUAUGAAAUCGAUGCUUCCAAACUUGGAGGAUGGUCCCUGGAUAAACACCAUGCCCUCAACAUACAAAGUGGCAUCUUGCAUAAAGGAAAUGGGGAAAACCAGUUCAUUUCCCAGCAGCCGCCUGUAAUUGGAAGCAUUAUGGGCAAUGGCCGCAGACGGAGCAUUUCUUGUCCAAGCUGCAAUGGUCUGGCAGAUGGAAACAAACUCCUGGCUCCUGUUGCCCUAACAUGUGGGUCUGAUGGAAGUCUUUAUGUUGGAGAUUUCAACUACAUCCGAAGGAUCUUUCCCUCUGGCAAUGUCACCAACAUACUGGAGCUGAGCCACAGCCCAGCUCAUAAGUAUUACUUGACCACAGAUCCGAUCACCGGCUCCAUCUACCUCUCGGACACCAACAGCCGACGUAUCUAUAAAAUCAAGUCAACCACAUCAGUGAAGGACAUUGUGAAGAACUCGGAGGUCUUGGCUGGAACUGGGGAUCAGUGCCUCCCGUUCGAUGAUACCCGCUGCGGAGAUGGAGGCAAAGGCACUGAUGCCACCCUUACAAAUCCCAGGGGCAUCACUGUGGAUAAGUUUGGGCUGAUUUACUUUGUGGACGGCACCAUGAUCAGGAGAAUUGACCAGAAUGGGAUCAUCUCAACUGUGUUGGGUUCCAAUGACUUGACAUCUGCUCGGCCUCUCAGCUGUGACUCUGUUAUGGACAUUUCUCAGGUUCGUCUAGAAUGGCCCACGGAUCUGGCAGUGAAUCCCAUGGAUAAUUCUCUCUACGUCCUCGACAAUAACGUUGUGCUGCAGAUCUCUGAGAACCACCAAGUGCGCAUCGUGGCAGGGAGGCCCAUGCACUGCCAGGUGCCAGGCAUGGAUCACUUUCUCCUCAGCAAGGUGGCAAUCCACGCCACGCUGGAGUCUGCCACCGCCCUGGCCGUGUCCCACAACGGGGUCCUGUACAUCGCCGAGACCGACGAGAAGAAGAUCAACCGCAUCAGGCAGGUCACCACCAACGGGGAGAUCUCCCUGGUCGCCGGCGCCCCGAGCAGCUGCGACUGCAAGAACGAUGCCAACUGCGACUGCUUCUCCGGGGACGACGGCUACGCCAAGGACGCCAAGCUCAACGCGCCCUCCUCCCUCGCCGUGUGCGCGGAUGGGGAGCUGUACGUCGCCGACCUGGGCAAUAUCCGGAUCCGCUUCAUUCGCAAAAACAAACCGUUCCUUAACACACAAAAUCUCUACGAGUUAUCCUCACCCAUAGACCAGGAACUCUACUUGUUUGACACCAGUGGGAAGCACCUUUAUACUCAGAGCCUUACCACUGGAGAUUAUCUUUACAAUUUUACUUACUCUGGAGAUGGAGAUAUAACCCUGAUCACUGACAAUAAUGGCAACUUAGUCAAUAUCCGAAGAGAUUCCACAGGGAUGCCCCUCUGGCUGGUGGUGCCUGAUGGCCAAGUCUACUGGGUCACAAUUGGUACCAACAGUGCACUCAAGAGCGUAACAACACAGGGGCAUGAAGUAGCCAUGAUGACUUACCACGGCAACUCUGGUCUCCUUGCCACUAAAAGCAAUGAAAAUGGUUGGACAACAUUUUAUGAAUAUGACAGCUUUGGCCGCCUGACCAACGUGACCUUCCCUACUGGCCAGGUGAGCAGCUUCCGCAGCGAUACCGACAGCUCCGUGCAUGUCCAGGUGGAAACUUCCAGCAAGGAUGAUGUUACAAUCACAACCAAUUUGUCAGCAUCGGGGGCCUUCUACACCUUGCUCCAAGACCAAGUCCGAAACAGCUACUACAUUGGUGCUGAUGGCUCCCUCAGACUGAUGCUCGCCAAUGGCAUGGAGGUGGCCCUGCAGACCGAGCCACAUCUGCUGGCUGGCACUGUCAACCCCACCGUGGGGAAGAGGAAUGUCACCCUGCCCAUUGACAACGGCCUCAACCUGGUGGAGUGGAGGCAGAGGAAGGAGCAAGCAAGAGGGCAGGUCACCGUCUUUGGACGCCGGCUGAGGGUUCACAACAGAAACCUGCUGUCCCUUGACUUUGAUCGUGUGACAAGGACUGAGAAAAUCUAUGAUGACCACCGCAAGUUCACGCUCCGCAUCCUCUACGACCAGGCAGGGAGGCCGAGUCUCUGGUCACCCAGCAGCAGACUGAACGGGGUCAAUGUCACCUAUUCCCCAGGAGGACACAUUGCAGGGAUUCAGAGGGGUACCAUGUCAGAAAGGAUGGAGUACGAUCAGUCUGGCAGAAUUACAUCCAGAAUCUUUGCUGAUGGUAAAUCAUGGAGCUACACCUACUUGGAGAAGUCCAUGGUGCUUCUCCUUCACAGCCAGAGACAGUACAUCUUUGAGUUUGACAAGAAUGACCGGUUGUCCUCGGUGACCAUGCCCAACGUUGCCCGUCAGACUCUGGAAACCAUUCGUUCCAUUGGUUACUACAGGAACAUCUACCGGCCACCAGAAGGCAAUGCCUCAGUAAUUCAGGACUUCACAGAGGAUGAGCAGCUCCUCCACACUUUGUACUUGGGCACAGGGAGACGUGUCAUCUACAAGUAUGGGAAGCUGUCCAAAUUAGCCGAGAUGCUCUACGACACCACAAAGAUCAGUUUCACGUACGAUGAAACUGCGGGCAUGCUGAAGACCAUAAACUUGCAGAAUGAAGGGUUUACCUGCACAAUCAGGUACAGACAGAUAGGACCCCUCAUUGACCGACAGAUUUUCCGCUUCACUGAGGAAGGCAUGGUGAAUGCACGCUUUGACUAUAACUAUGACAACAGCUUCCGUGUGACCAGCAUGCAAGCGGUCAUCAAUGAGACACCUUUGCCUAUUGAUCUCUACAGGUACGAUGAUGUGUCAGGCAAAACUGAGCAAUUUGGUAAAUUUGGCGUAAUUUACUACGAUAUCAACCAGAUUAUCACCACUGCCGUCAUGACCCACACUAAACAUUUUGAUGCCUAUGGCAGGAUGAAGGAGGUGCAAUAUGAGAUAUUCCGGUCUCUCAUGUACUGGAUGACUGUGCAGUAUGACAACAUGGGGAGAGUGGUUAAGAAAGAGCUGAAGGUUGGCCCUUAUGCAAACACAACUCGUUACUCAUAUGAGUAUGAUGCUGAUGGCCAGUUGCAGACUGUGUCUAUCAAUGACAAACCUCUCUGGCGUUACAGCUAUGACCUAAAUGGAAACCUCCAUCUGUUGAGUCCGGGGAAUAGUGCCCGCCUUACACCACUCAGGUAUGACCUCAGGGAUAGGAUUACUAGACUGGGGGAUGUGCAGUACAAAAUGGAUGAAGAUGGCUUCCUGAAGCAAAGGGGCAAUGAUAUUUUUGAGUACAAUUCAGCUGGCCUGCUCAUCAAAGCCUACAACAAAGCAAGUGGGUGGAGUGUGAAGUACCGCUAUGAUGGCCUAGGAAGGAGAGUCUCCAGCAAAACCAGCCAUGGCCAUCACUUGCAGUUCUUCUACGCAGAUCUGACCAACCCAACCAAGGUCACUCAUUUGUACAACCACUCGAGCUCCGAGAUCACCUCCCUGUACUACGACCUCCAAGGCCACCUCUUUGCGAUGGAGCUCAGCAGCGGCGAUGAAUUCUACAUAGCCUGUGAUAACAUUGGCACUCCUUUGGCUGUCUUCAGUGGGACUGGCUUAAUGAUCAAGCAGAUACUGUACACAGCAUAUGGGGAGAUCUAUAUGGACACUAAUCCCAACUUCCAGAUCAUCAUUGGCUACCAUGGAGGACUGUAUGACCCCCUCACGAAGCUUAUCCACAUGGGGCGGAGAGACUACGAUGUGCUAGCGGGUCGCUGGACAAGUCCGGACCAUGAUAUGUGGAAGCAUCUGAGUAGCAAUAACAUAAUGCCUUUCAACCUGUAUAUGUUCAAAAACAACAAUCCCAUUAGCAAUUCUCAGGAUAUCAAAUGUUACAUGACAGAUGUCAACAGUUGGCUGCUCACCUUUGGGUUCCAGCUGCACAAUGUCAUCCCCGGCUACCCCAAGCCAGACAUGGAUGCGAUGGAGCCAUCCUAUGAGCUAAUCCACACACAGAUGAAAACCCAAGAAUGGGACAAUAGCAAGUCCAUUUUGGGGGUCCAGUGUGAAGUGCAGAAGCAGCUGAAGGCCUUUGUCACUCUGGAGCGCUUUGAACAAAUCUACAGCUCCAGCAUCGCUGGGUGCCGGCACGUCAAGAAGAACAAGAACUUUGCUUCUGGAGGCUCCAUCUUUGGCAAGGGCGUCAAGUUUGCCAUGAAGGACGGGCGUGUGGCCACCGACAUCAUCAGCGUGGCCAACGAGGAUGGGCGCAGGAUCGCGGCCAUCCUGAACAACGCCCACUACCUGGAGAACUUGCACUUCACCAUCGACGGGGUGGACACGCACUAUUUCAUUAAGCAGGGGCCGUCGGAGGGCGACCUCUCCAUCCUGGGCCUGAGCGGCGGGCGGAGGACCCUGGAGAACGGCGUGAAUGUGACAGUGUCCCAGAUCAACACAGUGCUGGGUGGGAGGACUAGACGCUACACGGACAUCCAGCUCCAGUACGGUGCACUGUGUCUAAACACGCGCUACGGGACCACCUUGGACGAGGAGAAGGCACGCGUCCUGGAGCUGGCCCGGCAGCGCGCCGUCACCCAAGCUUGGUCCCGGGAACAGCAGAGACUGCGGGACGGGGAGGAGGGUAUCCGCUCGUGGACAGAAGGGGAGAAGCAGCAAGUGCUAAACACGGGCCGGGUACAGGGCUACGAUGGCUAUUUUGUGAUCUCGGUGGAGCAACUCUCAGACAGCGCCAACAACAUCCACUUCAUGAGACAGAGUGAAAUGGGCAGAAGGUGACAGAGAGGGUCAAUGCGGUGACUUCUUGCCAAAGACAGCUACUCUUUUGUGGCCACUUACCUGACUGUGUUGUACUCAAUCCUUUUUCUAAACUGAACAAGGUGGGGGGGGAGGAAAAUAGAAAGAGAAGGAAUAAUACGGUUGCACUGUAACUCAUGCAACAUACUUUUUUCCCGCUUUAAUUUGGCCUUCACGCGUUUUUUGCAAUGAACAGAAGGUAUAUUUUGCCGUAGUGUGAUCACAGUGAAAUUUACUGUCUCUUGUCCUUUUUUUAUUUUUGUUUUUGGUUUUUUCUUUUGGUUUUUUUGUUUAUUUCUUUCCCCCCCUCUCUGUGAGGAAUUUGAAGUGGGGAGUCGUCAACGUAUGUCCUUAGGUGUAAGUGCGAAAUGGGUGUCUGUGCUAACUUGUGUCAUCCUAACCUUUCUGAUUUGGGGCAGGGACAUAGCCUUCCACCUGGAACAGGGUGAGCCCAUGGCGUGCCAGAGAGCUCUUCCCAGAAAGAAAGGAGAUGGAAGACAACGCUGACUCUGAUACUCUGAAAGUGACCGUUUGAAUCAUGUGCCUCAAAAGAGACCUUACAAGUAGUUUUCACGUUUCACUUGGGACAUAAAGUGUUUCUUUGGGGGCUCCUGUUGAGCAGAAGUAGAUUAUAGAGGCAAAGGAGCUGAUUAUAUUACCUUGCAGGAUGAUACUCUUCCUUCCUGAACUGGAAUAAAAAAA
This is a messenger RNA of Sturnus vulgaris (Common starling), 11631 nucleotides long. NCBI's taxonomy places the organism in Eukaryota, Metazoa, Chordata, Aves, Passeriformes, Sturnidae. The record is from RefSeq and is a predicted model, not a curated record.